GCGCCGUUGGUAUGUGAUUAUGGGCUUGUUAAUUUUAGUUAGGCCCAGAAGUAGAUGCGGGCGGGUAGGACUUAGUAGCUUUUUUUUAAUAGACCUACAGAAACCCUAAGCUCGUGUUUCUUUAUCGGAGUUACUAUUAUAUUCUAACCGCCGGAAUGUCUUCGACCGUGUUCCGCUUGAAGUCCGGCGAUAAAUUUAUCACACCGUUCAAUAAAAUUAUUUAUGAUUAUGACUACUUUGGUUGGUCCAACCAUGGUGUCACGGUACCUCGAGACAUGAUUAUGACAUCCGCUGCCGUGUGGAACAGAUUCGACAUGUCGAGUGGGGCAACUGUGGUCGACGUUCAAGGGCUUGUGCGCGUUGCGGAAGAGAAGAAUGCUGAGCUGAGCGCAUGCAAGAAGGAACUGGAAUUGAGCAAGGAGAUGGUGUCGCUGUUGAGGAAGUUAGUGGAAGAGAAGGAGAAGGUUGAUGUGCUGACGAACCAACUUCUUGCUUUGAAGGGCUGAUCGUCAUUAGGAAGUUGAAUGAGAUCGAAGCUCCUCCAUUGCAGUUGUUUACUGCUUCCCUUUAGUACUCUUAUGUAAUAAUGCAUCCGUCUCGAUCUGUUUGACUUUUCAGUAAUGGUAACAUGACUCCUCGAGGUUUCUUCAAUGGCUGCGGGCUAGUUAACUUUAACCAUGCAGGUUAAUAUACUGGUUCACGAAGAGACAUAGCUCUUCCCCACAUUGAUCGUUUCGUUCGUUCCAAUAUUGAAUGCAAAUGGAAUUACGAAGAGAUCGAUAUAGUUAUUGGGACUAGGUGUGUUUAUUUGACUGUGUGCCAAUUAAACGCUUGUGCCCUU
This is a messenger RNA of Linum trigynum, 841 nucleotides long. NCBI's taxonomy places the organism in Eukaryota, Viridiplantae, Streptophyta, Magnoliopsida, Malpighiales, Linaceae. The record is from the annotation of a GenBank genome assembly.